AUGACAGUGAUAUGGCCGGAGGGGUGGCGUGUUACUUCAGACGCUUGUCUUAUAUCCCACUCAGCCUGGUUUGAUCCAGGCAUCACAGCCAAAAGUCCUGGAAGCGCAACGCCCAGAAAACCUGUCUUAUCUGUGAGUGCAAGAAAGAUCAAGGACAAUGCUGCCGACUGGCAUAAUUUAAUCCUGAAAUGGGAAACCCUCAAUGACACGGGUUUUGCCACUGCAAACAGUAUCGCCAAUCUGAAACUCAGUCUACUGGAUAAAGACAAGAUAGAGUUAGAGGGUGGAGGCCCGGCUUACGCUGAAAAUGCAGAGAAGGUGUUUCCAGAAUAUUCUAAGGAGCUGGAGGUGCUGUGUGAAGAGCUGCAGGCCACGCUGGAUGGGCUGACCAAAAUACAGGUGAAAAUGGAAAAGCUGACUUCCACAACCAAAGGAGUCUGUGAGCUGGAAAACUACCACCACGGGGCGGAGGGGACCCGGCCUCCCAUGUUUGACACCUGGCCCACGGCCCAGUUCUACACGGUGGCCCGCGCGCUCUGUGACAUGUACACGAAGGAGCUGCUCCUGAAACGCGCCAUCUGCGAGGGGCUGCCUCACACCUCCAACCGCGACCUGGUCCUGAGCUUCCUGUCCAUGUGGCUGCACCAGCCCUACCUGGAGAAUGACGCGGUGCUGCAGCUGGAGAGUAUGCUGCUGGAGACGGGCCACCGGGCGUCGUGAGCUGCGCUCUGGGGGCUGCUGGGGACGGACCACGGGGCGUCAUGAGCCGCGCCCUGGGCAACUGCUGGCGACGGUGGUGUCGUGAGCCGCACUCUGGGGGCCGCUGGAGACGGCCACCGAGCAUCAUGACCCUGCUCUGGGGGCUGCUGGGGAUGGGCCACUGGGAGCCGCACUUGGCGGGGUGCACGAGCUCCAGGCCUGCCCAGCCUGAGUCUCCUGAACUGUGUGAGUUUGCUGAAAGCGCCAGUGACUGAUUGUACUUUUUUCACUCUACAUUGUCUGCUGCUGUGGGGUGAGUGUUCUAGUUUGGUACGACAGCUAUUGAGACGUGGUGGCGGGGCCUGCCUUGGAAGCACAAGGCCAAGGAUUUGCAGCCCGGCACAUAGGCCAGGCAGGUCCUGCCACGCUGCUCCGCAGAGCUCCUGGUCUCGGUUCCACCGCAGGAGCUGCACACACGCAGGGCCACUGUGGCGGCACUGAGCCCCGACAGCAAAGGCGGCGAUCCCCGAGAGAACGCGCAGGACCAGCAGAGCAGGGUGGGCAGCUCUGUGACAGCUCCUGGGCCCUGGGUUUGAUUCUUGGCACUGCCAGUGUUGACCCCCACAGAAACGGAUGAAUAAAAGCUUCUGUUCAGUGCA
Messenger RNA from Sorex fumeus (smoky shrew), 1358 nucleotides. It is a transcript of the gene CINP, whose product is annotated as cyclin dependent kinase 2 interacting protein. The transcript is spliced from 5 exons. The record is from RefSeq and is a predicted model, not a curated record. Lineage: Eukaryota; Metazoa; Chordata; Mammalia; Eulipotyphla; Soricidae. Bases 1 to 720 code for a protein of 239 amino acids.